CCGGCGCUGCGGCGGCAGUCAUGGCGGAAGCGGCUUUGGACGCCGUGCGGAGGGCGUUACGAGAAUUCCCGGCCGCGGCAAGGGAGCUCAGCGUGCCUCUGGCUGUGCCCUACCUGGACGAGCCCCCCACUCCACUCCACUUCUACCGGGACUGGGUCUGCCCCAACAGGCCCUGCAUCAUCCGCAAUGCUCUGCAGCACUGGCCGGCCCUCCAGAAGUGGUCACUCCCUUACCUGAGGGCCACAGUAGGCUCCACAGAGGUGAGUGUGGCUGUGACCCCAGAUGGCUACGCAGAUGCAGUGCGGGGAGACCGCUUUGUGAUGCCAGCCGAGCGCCGCCUGCCCCUGAGCAGCGUGCUGGACGUGCUGGAGGGCCGGACCCAGCACCCUGGAGUCCUCUAUGUGCAGAAGCAAUGCUCCAACCUGCAGACCGAGCUGCCCCAGCUGCUGCCUGACCUGGAGCCUCACGUGCCCUGGGCCUCCGAGGCGCUGGGAAAGAUGCCCGAUGCUGUGAACUUCUGGCUGGGGGAGGCAGCUGCAGUGACAUCUUUGCACAAGGAUCACUAUGAGAACCUCUACUGUGUUGUCUCGGGAGAGAAGCACUUCCUGUUACAUCCGCCCAGCGACCGGCCCUUCAUCCCCUAUGAGCUGUACACACCAGCAAUCUUCCAGCUCACCGAGGAGGGUACCUUUAAGGUGGUGGAUGAAGAGGCGGUGGAGAAGGUGCCCUGGAUCCCACUGGACCCUCUGGCGCCAGAUCUGGCCCGGUACCCUGGGUACCGUCGGGCGCAGGCCCUGCGCUGCACCGUGCAGGCCGGCGAGAUGCUCUACCUGCCAGCCCUGUGGUUCCACCAUGUCCAGCAGUCCCACGGCUGCAUUGCCGUGAAUUUCUGGUACGACAUGGAGUACGACCUCAGGUACAGUUACUUCCAGCUACUUGACUCUCUCACCAAGGCCUCAGGCCUCAACUAGUGGAGCCCUGGUGAACAUUGCCACCCACAGCUCAGGGAACAGUCAGGCCCCUCCAGGGCCAGGUCGAUUCUAGAGACACCUCGGAGGCGACAUGCACACCGGCUGCUGGUCCGGGCCCGGCUUGGGUUGGGAUCAGCUUUAGAGACUCUUGGAUGGGAUCAGUAGGACCAGGAAGUGCCAGGCAGGUCUAGGUGAGGCUUCCUGGGAAGUUGCCACACAGGUGAGGCAGUGACCUGUCACCAGGAAGAGUGGAGCUUCAGGUCCAGCACCGCCUCUCGGCAGCUUGGUGGCCGUGGGCAAGCUACUGCGUCUCAGAGCAUUGGUGUCCUUGUCUGUAAAACAGAGAUAAUAAUGGUCCUACCUCACAGGCUGCUGUGGGGCCUGGAGGUGGGGUCUGUAAGGCCCCAGCGCUGACAGGGCCUGCAUGGAGGAGACGCACAAUAAAAGGCAGCGAUUCAUAGGCUGUGACUCUCUCUCUUGAAGUUGCCUUCUGU
Trichechus manatus latirostris (Florida manatee) is the source of this 1465-nucleotide messenger RNA. It is a transcript of the gene JMJD7, whose product is annotated as jumonji domain containing 7. Bases 21 to 971 code for a protein of 316 amino acids. The record is from RefSeq and is a predicted model, not a curated record. Lineage: Eukaryota; Metazoa; Chordata; Mammalia; Sirenia; Trichechidae. Gene Ontology annotation, molecular function: 2-oxoglutarate-dependent dioxygenase activity. The transcript has 8 exons.